Camelina sativa (false flax) is the source of this 895-nucleotide messenger RNA. The record is from RefSeq and is a predicted model, not a curated record. Lineage: Eukaryota; Viridiplantae; Streptophyta; Magnoliopsida; Brassicales; Brassicaceae.
ACACUUGUCAGUCAGUUGUCACUCCUUUAUUUUUUCUUGAAAUAGUGGGACGUUAAGAAAAGCUGAGUGCGUUUCACAGCAACAACACACUACCACAUCUGAUAAUGGCGAAUGCGAUCAAAUGCUUUGAGCUCAACACCGGCGAUAAGAUCCCCUCGGUGGGUCUCGGUACAUGGCAGUCCUCUCCUGGCCUCGUUGGUGAUGCAGUCGCCGCCGCUGUUAAGAUUGGUUAUCGUCAUAUUGAUUGUGCUAAGCUGUACGACAACGAAAAAGAGAUUGGGGCAGUUCUGAAAAAAUUGUUUGAAGACAAUGUAGUGAAACGUGAGGAGUUGUUCAUCACCUCCAAGCUCUGGUGUAGUGAUCAUGACCCUCAAGAUGUCCCAGAGGCAUUAAACAAAACUCUGCAAGAUCUACAGCUUGACUACGUUGAUCUUUAUCUUAUUCACUGGCCUGUACGGGUAAAGAAAGGUUCCGUUGGACUUAAGAUGGAGGACCUUUUGCCUGUAGAUAUUCCUAGCACAUGGAAAGCGAUGGAAGCACUCUAUGAUUCGGGCAAGGCACGAGCCAUAGGUGUAAGCAAUUUCUCCACCAAGAAACUCGCUGACCUCUUGGAGUUAGCUCGUGUUCCUCCUGCUGUUAACCAGGUAGAAUGUCAUCCUUCUUGGCGACAGACCAAGCUACGAGAUUUCUGCAAAUCCAAAGGUGUUCACCUCAGUGCAUACUCGCCGUUGGGUUCUCCAGGGACAACGUGGCUCAAGAGCGAUGUUCUGAAGAACCCUAUACUGAAUAUGGUCGCAGAAAAGCUCGGGAAAUCUCCUGCGCAAGUAGCGCUUCGCUGGGGACUCCAAAUGGGUCACAGUGUGCUUCCCAAGAGUACCAAUGAAGGAAGAAUCAG